UUUCACAACAAGAAAUCAUGGCACUUUUCAAAAAGCUUUGUCUUCGAAAUUUUUGCCUUUUAAAGUCAGUUAAUGGCGUGAAAUUAAAUAUUUCUUCCUCUUACAAGAUUGCAAUAGCAUUAGAAAAUAUCAAUCCAAACAGCAAGUUGACCCUCACGACCCCUGCAAAGGUGAGCGCGACUUUUUUGUUGUGUUUUCACAAGGCUUAUGUAACGCCGGGCGCGAAAUUCGCCAGGAAUUGUUCAAUCAGCAAGGGAGACAAGGUGAGAGAGGAAAUAAGGCGGCCCAAGCCCAGCAGAGCUCAAAUAUUUCAUCAGUCUCCAUCCUCCAGUCUAAAACUCAAGUCAGAGGCAUCACGUCUUAGCAGAUUUGAUUGAAAGAGAGUGUGCAUAAAUUGACAAUCUGCAAAGGUCAAGGAAGGAGAAAAAGGCGCCAAAGAACAAGGGAGAACUAAUUCCUGAGCUAACAAAGGUAAUUAUGUUGCCUCUCCUCUGAACUUUUUACUAUUUUUUAUGUAGGAAUUUACAUUUUGUUGAGCAUAAGAACAUUCAAAUUGUGCAUUUUUUCUGCAGAACAGCAUAAAAAAUGCGGCUCAUAAGUGCCAAAAAAAAAUCAGAAUUAGGCUCCGGUAAACAAAUUAAUUACCGACUAAACGCAAAAAUCGUCCUUUACCAAACUAAUUAUGUACACAAAAAGCCUAAUUAUUAAAUUUACGAUAUUGAUUAUUAAGGCCUUUUUAACAAGAUUGACAUUUCACUUGAUUGGCACUGGCACUCUCAGAGAAUAACGUAAUAUUUGAUGCCUAAGAUGAAAUGUGAGGGCGAUUCUCUGUAUAGUGGUUGAUCAAAUGCUGCCGGUUGGAGUGGCUAUGGGUGGUGUUCGACAAGCAACAGGUCAGAGGACCUGGCUGCUUGAUCGUAGUAAUGCCAGGGACUUCGCUCUUGCUGCGGCCAUGGACUCGUGAACAGGUCCGUCCAAGGUUGUCUACCCAGUCAUCUUCUAGUGCGCAGUUAAGGGUGCAUUUAUAUCUAUAGAAAAUGGAAUAUUUAAUAAUUGCAACAACGAAUUUCACCUAAAGUUCGACAAUUCUUUUGUCUAACAUUAGGGAAAUUGGUUCCUUGGACAAAUUGCACAGCUUUUUAUUUUAAGUUAGGAACAACAACAAGAAGAAUAAAAAAUGAAAGCUACACAAAGCGAUGGAAUAUCAGGAAAACAAUCAACACGACGGCAGCGAAGCUCUCCUGAAAAUGGUCACCCUGCUGAAGCAAGCCAAGGCUCCAGGCUUAUACGCGAUUGUACAAGUGUAUCUGCCACUUUGUUCUGGUUGCAGCAAACCCCUCAAAGACACCAGUAUUGAAAGAUUUGUAACUUUGGUUACUGCUGAGAGGGGCAUGGAAGUAAGUCAGCUUCUAGAAAAAGCCCUCAUAUCUGGCCCCUACGAGAUAUGCUGCAAGUCUUCAGUUAAAGACGUCAUGAUCAGCAAAACCAAGUUUAUCUAUGUUCAAAUCAUUAGGGCGAUGGAGAAGGGUGAGAAAAUUGACGUUCCAGUUGUUCUGACCCCAUUAAUACACUUUGAAACAGAGGAAAGCGUCGAUAAGAUCGGCUUGGCUGAAAAUAGGAACAUGGUGGGUUACGAAUUAGUGAGCAUUCUAUGCCAUGUUGGAAAUAAAACCACGCAGGGGCACUUCUUUGUCCUGCAGUGGGUUGACGAUGCAAAAAAGUGGCUCAAGCUUGAUGACUUGUCUGUUACUGAGGUCGAGCCUGAAACUUUAACUAGGAAGGCUCGCAUUGAAGCUUGCUUUCUGGUUUACAGAAAGAAGCUGAUUGAGACUGAGGACAAAACCGGGCCCGCGCUGAAGUACACCGAGCCAAUCAACUGUGAAAAGUGCAUAAGAUACCAGAAAAAACAAGAGGAAUUAGAACUUGAAAUCCACGAGUUGAGUGAAAAAAUUCAGAGGUUAACGCUGGAUUGAAGACUAAAUACGGAAUGUUUUCCUCUAAUUGCAAUGCAAAAUUAAUUUUCAUCUGAUAAAAAAUAAUUGCUUAAAUUUGUCCAAUUUUUCCAAUUUAAAAAUAGUCAAUAAAUAAUUAAAAUUAUUUCAGAUCAGGAUUUAAUUGAGAUUAAUUUCAUAUC
This is a messenger RNA of Neocloeon triangulifer, 2134 nucleotides long. RefSeq lists its product as uncharacterized. Gene Ontology annotation, molecular function: cysteine-type deubiquitinase activity. Lineage: Eukaryota; Metazoa; Arthropoda; Insecta; Ephemeroptera; Baetidae. Bases 1197 to 1973 code for a protein of 258 amino acids. Gene Ontology annotation, biological process: protein deubiquitination. The record is from RefSeq and is a predicted model, not a curated record. The transcript has 8 exons.